UUCUAAACAGUCAACUGUCAACCAAUCUACAAUCAACUGCAAAAUUGAACCAAUAAAAUUGCAGUUUAAGAUAAAUUUGUUAAUAAAAAAUAAGGUAUUUCUAAAAAAUGGCUUCAGCUAUGGAUGUUGACGAAGAAGAAGUAGAAAUGGCUUCUUCUAGUAGUGGUAAAGGUGACAAAAAAAGAUUUGAAGUUAAAAAGUGGAACGCUGUGGCAUUAUGGGCAUGGGAUAUUGUUGUCGACAAUUGUGCCAUUUGUCGAAAUCACAUAAUGGAUUUAUGCAUAGAAUGCCAAGCUAACCAGGCCUCUGCUACAAGUGAAGAAUGCACAGUAGCUUGGGGAGUGUGUAAUCAUGCAUUCCAUUUUCAUUGUAUCUCUCGAUGGCUUAAAACUCGACAAGUAUGCCCUCUAGAUAAUAGGGAGUGGGAGUUCCAAAAAUAUGGACAUUAAAACCAGGUGCUCCAUUGCUGAAGACUGCUACCUUUGAAUCUAAUGAGCAAAUUAAUGUCUUACAAAAUAAGUUUUUCAAUAAAUUUCCUGCAAUUUU
This is a messenger RNA of Vanessa atalanta (red admiral), 546 nucleotides long. RefSeq names its product RING-box protein 1A (gene Roc1a). Gene Ontology annotation, biological process: ubiquitin-dependent protein catabolic process; protein ubiquitination. Lineage: Eukaryota; Metazoa; Arthropoda; Insecta; Lepidoptera; Nymphalidae. The record is from RefSeq and is a predicted model, not a curated record. Gene Ontology annotation, cellular component: cullin-RING ubiquitin ligase complex; nucleus. The coding region runs from base 108 to 449 and encodes 113 amino acids. The transcript has 5 exons. Gene Ontology annotation, molecular function: zinc ion binding; ubiquitin protein ligase activity; cullin family protein binding.